Procambarus clarkii (red swamp crayfish) is the source of this 2652-nucleotide messenger RNA. NCBI's taxonomy places the organism in Eukaryota, Metazoa, Arthropoda, Malacostraca, Decapoda, Cambaridae. The record is from RefSeq and is a predicted model, not a curated record.
CUGUCUGCUAACUUAAUUUUUUUUUUUUUUUAUGAUACUAAUAGCCCAUUUUCUAUGAUUUCAGCUUACAAGGAACGGUGGUUUAAAUUAAAAGCUAAUUUUCUCUUUUACUACCGCUUGAACGAGUUUGGUGGAGUUGAUAAGAAUGAGCCAAGUGGUGUUUUUGUUCUAGAAAACAUUGAAGUGCUGAGGGAAGAGGAUGUUGAUGCACCAUUUGGAUUUGUAAUUAAAUGGAAGGAUGAUCCAGAACGUAAACAUCUCUUUUUUGCUCAGUCGGAGAACAGUGUUCAUUCAUGGAUAAACAAAAUAAUACAUGCAAGUUAUGAACACAUGAGAGCCCAGUUGAUCAUGUUAAGGGUCCAGAUAAGAAGAAAGACUGGCGCAGACCCCCUAGAGCAUUUUGGUUCCCCACUACCUCAGCGUGCAUCACGGGCCAUGAUGUCUCCAAGCACUCAGUUUCAUAUUGACCUUGAGAAACUUAGUGUGUCUCACUCACAAGCCAAUCAUACUUCUUCAGCACCAUCUAGUCCUAGUACCUACCAUUCUUCAAAAAAGCCUCCUGGCAGUCCCUCCAGAUACAGUCUUCCAUCAAAAAGUCCAAGUAUGAAGUUAAAAAUUCCAAAGAGUCCAUCUUUCAUACAUCCAACCCGUAGUGCUCCUGUUGCUCCACCUAGAAAGGGAAAGAAGCAGAGUCGUGAAAAUGGACAUGUGGUGGUAGAAGAAUUGAUACCAGGAGUUGGGUGCAAUAAAGCCUCAUUCAAGUGUCACUUGACAGAAGGAUGUUCUCCAAAUCAGCAACCCAGUCUGCUUGACUGAUUGCUCAUUCUGGUAGUUAAUUAUCAUUGACCGAGUUUCACGUAAGCUAAUUUGGUUUUGCAGGAAUCUCUCCAUUUGUUAGUUUGAAGAUAUACCUGACAGGCAUAUCUGUGUUUGUUCAUAUUAAUUGAAAAAUGUACUGUUUACCAUAUGUGUGAAUUUUUUUUUUCAAGUACUUUUUUGUUAUACCGAGCACAGUGCAUUUAUUUACUAAUCAUGAAUGAUUUUUAUAUUUUUUAUUACAGAGCUGUACUGUUUACAUGAGAACCAUAUGUUAUGAAUGAUUGUUUUUAAGGAAUGUUUUAAUUAUUGUUCAUGUUGUCCAUGGUUCUAGAAAAAAAGUUGGUUCAUAGUCUCAGUUACUCAGCUGAUAAAAGCUUUGGCAGCCCAUUAGAGAUUAUCGUGUGCUUUCCCUGCAUUUAAAACUGAAAGAAUCUUUUAUGAAAUAAUUGUUUUACCUUUAUGAAAUUUUAUUUAUCUAGUUCCCAUCUCAUAGCAAGAAGGGAAUUUUUUCUUGGUCUUUCUCAACUUCGGUACUGUGCUUACUUUAUUAAUGAUUAUUGUAUAUUUUGUAUAACAUUAUUAUUAUUCUUGAUAGAAUGCCUGCCUUCAUACCAUAUCACAUUUAUUCCUUUUAAUGUUCAUCUUCAUUUUGUGUUACUUUAUAGAAAAAGUCGUCUUGAAUAUUGCAUUCCGCCCAAUGCUCUUAAGCGAGUGACUUGGUUAAGCUUGUACAGAAAAGUAAGGUCGAGUACAGAAAACCAACUCAAUCCUGCCAUAGCUUUUGGAACUUAAAUAAUAAGGAAAGCCAUUAUAAUUAAAGGUCAAAUACAAUAAAAACAAAUGUAACAAACUUGACUUCUAUAUGUUAUAGCAAUUAAUAUUUUUCUAACAAUUAGUAGAAGUAUCAACAUUGUUUUUACUGUAUACUGGUAAUUUAGGUAGUUAUAUAUUUUCACUCCAGUUUUGAAGUGGCGGCUGAUAAGGGCACUAGUGUCAUAGUAUUGAUGACAUUUUAGUCAGCAAAUGGCAUUUGUUUGUUAUCAGUUUAUUCCAUAAUGCACUUUCGGUGUACUUUUAAUCCCAAUAGAGACAGCACAGUGUGUGAAACACACAUGCCACUAACCCACACCACACAAGCACAAAAAUGGAUGCCCUCCCCCCCUAUCCCACCACCACCACCACACAGUAUCUCGUGCUGCUGAUGCUCACAGGGUGGUAGACGGUUGGAACAAGCUAAGUGAGAAGGUGGUGGAGGCCAGAACUGUCAGUAGUUUCAAAACGUCAAACGACAAGAUGUACUGGGAAGACGGGACACCACGAACGUAGCUCUCAUACUGUAACUACACUUAGGUAAUUACACACACCACACAAGACACAAAACAUGUGGAGAGACACACACACACACACACACCCAUAUAUAUCGCCACCUUAUGUUUCUUGCUGGGGUCUGAUAGCCUACAACCUUGCAGUAUGACAAUGUGUACAGCUUUGUAACCAGGUCAUGGGUUUACUGUUGCAUGGUAAUGAUUUUUGGAAACCUCUUGGGACUCUUGUGAUGUCAAGUGUGGUUGGUGAUUGGCCAGUAGGGAAAAGGGGUAUCCAAAUUUUACAAUCACAAUGUAGUGCAAAAAACCAUAUUCCCUGUACUGUAUUUACAUUUGGCCAUGUGAUUGAGUUUUUUCUUUGAUAUGAGAUCAUGGCAUUAGUUUUACUUCUAAAAAAAAAUUCUACUUUGCAUAUGACCUUUAAACAAAUUAAAUGGAAUUAGACAUUUUUAGGGUUUUUAGAAUAUGCUGUAUGUACAGUGAACAAAUUCACAAGGGCCGUGACGAG